This is a messenger RNA of Debaryomyces fabryi, 1626 nucleotides long. RefSeq lists its product as uncharacterized. Bases 1 to 1626 code for a protein of 541 amino acids. Gene Ontology annotation, molecular function: amino acid transmembrane transporter activity. The transcript has a single exon. NCBI's taxonomy places the organism in Eukaryota, Fungi, Ascomycota, Pichiomycetes, Serinales, Debaryomycetaceae. Gene Ontology annotation, cellular component: membrane. The record is from RefSeq and is a predicted model, not a curated record. Gene Ontology annotation, biological process: amino acid transmembrane transport.
AUGAUUUCCAGUGUAUCGAACAUUAGCAAUUCUAAUAAGAAAGAUAUCAAUGAUGAGAUAGUGGAGUUGCAGAUGCCUCAAGAAAAUGGAGGAUUGAAAAGAUCAAUGACUUCAAGACAUCUUUUUAUGAUCUCGAUAGGUUCAGCAGUUGGUAUGGGUUUAUGGCUCGGAACUGGAGCCUCUCUCCAUAAAGGAGGACCUGUGGGAUUGUUUAUUGGUUACAUGAUCACAGGAACUGUAGCUUGGGCUCUAAAUAUGUCAAUCGGUGAGAUAGCUAGUUUAUACCCAGUGACUUCAGCAUUCCCACGAUGGUCAGCACAGUUUGUUGAUCCUUCACUUUCAGUUGUUGUCGGUUGGAUGCAUUGGUGGGGAAAUAUGAUUGGUGCAUCAAAUGAGUUGGUAGGUAUGGCAACUGUUAUGGGUUUUUGGCUACCAAAUAUUAAUCCUGGUGUUUGGAUAACUAUUUUUUUCAUUGUAUUAGUUUCAAUGCAUUCAUUUGCAGUUAACGUCUUUGCAGAAAUUGAAUCAUUCUUAUCUGCAAUAAAAUUCUCUUGGAUUUUCAUAGCGAUAAUAGUAAUGAUAAUAAUCAGUGCUGGAGGUGCACCAGAAGGUAAUUCAGUUGGUUUCCAUUAUUGGAGGACCGUACCAUUUAAUGAUAAUGGAUUUAAAGGUUUUCUCACAGUGUUGCCCACCUGUAUAUUUUCAUUAGCUGGUAUUGAACUCGUAGGUCUUGUUGCCGCUGAAUGUAUAUCUCCUCGCAAAUCAGUACCUAUUGCUGUGAAAUCUAUUUGGCUAAGAAUUACCUUGUUUUAUAUUUUAGGUUCCUUUGUUGUGACAAUUGUUAUGAAUCCAAAUAAUGACCAACUUUUAGGUGGAUCAGGUACAAAUGCCUCUCCCUUUGUGAUUGCAUUCAAGAAUUCUGGAUUAUCUGGAUUAGCUCAUGUAAUGAAUGUCAUCAUACUAGUAUCAGUUUUUUCUUCUGCGAGCGGCACUUUUUAUGGAUGUCCUAGAAUUUUAAUGGGCCUUGCACAUUUGAAAAUGGCUCCGAAAUUAUUCAGCAAGGUGAAUAGAAGAGGAGUUCCAUAUAUCGGGUAUAUAUUUUCGGCAUUACUAAGUGGAGGCCUCGCUUAUAUAAAUCUCAGUGAAAGUGGAGCGACUGUAUUUGGUUGGUUUCUGAAUCUUUCUUCCUUAGUUGCCCUCCUAUUGUGGUCAGUAAUAUUCAUUGUAAACAUUAGACUUCGAAAGGCAUGGGUAGCUCAAGGAAAGGAUUUAAAUAGUUUACCUUGGACGACGAAGUUUAAUCCAUAUAUUGCUUGGUAUGGGUUAUUCUGGUCAAUAUUAAUCACAAUAGUAGAAUUUUAUUUAUCGGUAUGGCCAUGGAAAGAGGUAAGUAGUGCAAAAAACUUUUUUGCAAAUUAUAUUUCUGUCGUUUUGAUGAUUAUAAUUUAUGUUGGGUCAAAGAUAUACUUCAAGGGCCCUUUUUUGAUACCAUUAAUUGAAAUCGACCUUGACAAUGGUUUGUUUCUUGAGGAUGAUAUAAUAAAUGCAAAAAAUACCAUUGAUAAAGGUGUUUUCAGAGGCUUUUACGAUGAUGUCAGGACAUUCAUUGAUGAUAAAACGAAAUAA